Messenger RNA from Botrytis byssoidea, 813 nucleotides. RefSeq lists its product as uncharacterized. Gene Ontology annotation, cellular component: preribosome, large subunit precursor; nucleus; preribosome, small subunit precursor. Gene Ontology annotation, biological process: rRNA processing. NCBI's taxonomy places the organism in Eukaryota, Fungi, Ascomycota, Leotiomycetes, Helotiales, Sclerotiniaceae. The record is from RefSeq and is a predicted model, not a curated record. The transcript has 2 exons. The coding region runs from base 1 to 813 and encodes 270 amino acids.
AUGUCGACGGAUAUCAGGGAUACGAAGUUAAUCAAGGAAUUAGCUGCAAAUGACAAAAAAACCCGCGACGCCGCUCUCCAGUCCCUACGCACCUAUCUCUCCGCAUCGCGCGCCCUAACCCACCUCGACUAUCUCAAAAUCCACUCCGGUCUCUUCUACAGCAUGUGGAUGUGCGACCGACCACUCCCACAACAAUCCCUCGCCAAUUCUCUCGCCUCUCUCCUGUCCUCCCUCUCCCCCUCCACCCAAGCACCCUUCUACACCGGUUUUUGGGAAAUCAUGUCUAAAGAAUGGGAACGCAUCGAUGUGUUGCGCAUGGAGAAAUUUUUACUGCUCGUGAGACGCUAUUUGGCGGCUGGCUUUGAGGUUGUGGUUUCAGGCUCUUCUGCUUCCGCUUCUGCAGGAAAGAAAAAUAAGAAAGGGUCGAAGAAAGUUGUCUCGGAUUCUGGAGAACAGAUUUUGGAAGUCUUAUCUUCGAUUCCCUGUGGUUCGGGUCCCGACGCGCAGCGCACACCGAAUGGAAUGCGCUUUCAUGUAAUCGAUAUCUGGAUUGAUGAGCUUGAGAAGUUGGGUGCGAUCGACGCAGCGAAGGAGAGUGAAGAGGGCGCGGAGAGAUUAGAGAAAUUGUUGGAGCCAUUGAGGAAAUUGGGCAAGGAGAGUAUUAAUAAGACGGUUAGGAAUAAGUGCAAGGAGGCGCUAGGAGAUGAGCGCUUACCGGGGAAUGAGAAGAAGGAGGGUGCGGAGGGAGAUGAUGUGGAAAUGAGUGAUGCGAGCAAAGGGGAGGAGGAUGGAUGGGGUGGGAUUGAGGAUUAA